Leptopilina boulardi is the source of this 1345-nucleotide messenger RNA. RefSeq lists its product as uncharacterized. The coding region runs from base 183 to 851 and encodes 222 amino acids. The transcript is spliced from 5 exons. The record is from RefSeq and is a predicted model, not a curated record. Lineage: Eukaryota; Metazoa; Arthropoda; Insecta; Hymenoptera; Figitidae.
GAAAACGCUUUGAAAAAGCUUGGAGAUUCAUUGAGUUGAUAAGGUAGCCGGCCGAUCAGUUCUUUGCGAGAUUUGCGAGUCAACUUAUUAUUAUUGAAAAAAAUAUUUAAUCGUUUAAAAAGUUUUUAUAAAAAUUUAAUUUCAACUUUACCUUCAUUUUUAAUUAUCAGCAAUUUUUUAUUAUGGAAGAUCUGAAUAUUGUUUUGAUCCGACUGGUGAAAGGCCAUCCUGUAAUUUUUGAGAAACAGUCCAGGACAUUCAAAAAUGCCACAUUGAAAAAAAAAUCAUGGCUGAGUAUUGUAGGGGACUUUUUUAAGAAAACUGGCAUUGAAAUCUCUGUGACACAAGCUAGCAAUAGAUGGGACUUAUUGAAAGCAGGCUACACGGAGGUACGGAGAAACAACAAAACAUAUAUCCCAUCGGGAUCCGCUGCCAGUGCGGACACUAACAAGAAUUCCGAUCACUGGAUGUACUAUUCGGAAAUGAAUUUUCUCAAAGAAAGCGUUGAUCAUGCAGAUACAACUGAAACCUUUCAGAACACACGCUCCCACAUUAAUGAAGAAGAGAAUCAGGAGGAAUUCGAAGAAUAUGGAUACCAAGAUACAGAAGGACCUGUGGGAACAGGUGAUAUAUUCCACUUCUUCCCAGUACCCUCAACAUCUGCUGCAACAGCUGAGGAAAAUGUUGAUAUUCGAUCAAAUAAUAUGUCAAAGCUAAAAAAGAAUGAUGUCAGAACAGAAAGACUUUUAGUAAUAGACGAUAUGUGGAAGCGCAUCUCCGAAAAAAAUAGAGUACCAUGUUACAGAGAGUUAAAAAAACUGAUAACAAAAGACAUAUUGCUCAUAAAUUAAGCAAACAGAUUAUUUAAAGAAAGUUGGCCCAGAAAAAAAGUUUAAUUAAUUUAGUUAAACAUAUCUCAGUUAAAAAUUUUGUGAAAAAAUUCAAUUUUUUAUUAAAUUGCAAUUUAAAUAGUUUAAAAUUUUAUAGACAUUUCUUUAAAUAUAAAUUAUUAAAAAAAUUUUAGUUAACUGUCUUUUGGAAGUUGAAAUAAUCACAAACUUUUAAUUACAAUACUUUCGAAAUUAUAUAAAUUAUAUAAAAUAUUUUCAAAAGCCUUACAUUAUUUGUUUUAAAAAAAUAAUAAACCAUUUUGCAAAGUUUUGUUAUUUCUAGAAUUUUAAAAGAAUUUUUCCGACAAUUCAGUCAUUUAAACAAUUAUCAAUUUCAAAAAUCGAUAAUUAAGAUUGUCAAAUUCAUAUUAUUCGUUCAAUUUAUUAAACUGUCUUAAAAAUAAGUAUUAUUUCUGGGCCAAAUAGUUUUUAUCCUAAUCCACAUUUUAUUUCAA